Messenger RNA from Engraulis encrasicolus (European anchovy), 3264 nucleotides. Its product is annotated as syndecan-2-like. Bases 363 to 1094 code for a protein of 243 amino acids. The record is from RefSeq and is a predicted model, not a curated record. Gene Ontology annotation, cellular component: cell surface; membrane. The transcript has 5 exons. Lineage: Eukaryota; Metazoa; Chordata; Actinopteri; Clupeiformes; Engraulidae. Gene Ontology annotation, biological process: cell migration.
GGACCUCCCAAUCAAUGCAUAGCUCUAGACUUUCCAUCGACUUCCUCGUGUACAUUUGCAUCCAGCAUGCCAUAGAGUGUUCACUGUUACCUCCAACGUUCAACGAUGUACACGCGCUGAUAACCAGUGCGACGCGUCAUCUAGUUUGGCAAAAUUUCAAGAACAUCAGCCAGCGGGGACGUUGUAAGAAGUAGAGAGCGGAUAGUACAGUGAGUGAAGCAUUGGGAAAAUUGGAAGGCGCGUCUGGACUUUCUCUGGAAACGAAGGAACCGAGCUGAUUUGUUGAGCAGCCAGGAAGACCCGUGAGAGCUCGCUACAUCGUGAUAUAGACUUAGUAGACUCGCCAAUCCAUCUGAGAGAUAAUGAAGCACAUUUGGAUACUGCUGACUGUUUCUGCGCUAUUCUGUUUUUCCGGAGAAAAGGUCAGGGCACAGUCUCCCUCAAGUGACGACCUGUACUUGGACCAGGCAUCUGGAGACUUCCCCGUAGACGAUGACGACUUCAGCUCUGGCUCAGGGUCGGGAGACAGCGAUGACGAUGAGGAUGCUGUGAUGGACAGGCGGGUUCCGCUCGGCUCCUCUCCACAGCCAGAGUCCGUGACGGACGCCCCCAGCAGACACACAUCCCCCCCCAGCACAGACACAGAGGCAGAGGCAGAGGCAGAGGCAGAGGCAGAGGCAGAGGCAGAGGCAGAGGCAGCCUGGCCCAGCGAAGAGCCCCUCAGCACGGAGGGCACCACGGAGGAGGACGCUGUAGAUGACAGAGACCUGGCAACCGAGCCUACACUGGAUGCGGUGGACGUGGACGUGCUGCUGGAGGUCAAGCCCACAGUCGGGCCGGAUUCGGGACGCAGCGGGGUGCACACCGGGUCUGAACGGGAAGCAGCGGUCCAAUCUGAAAACCUCUUUCAGAGAACAGAAGUGCUGGCAGCGGUCAUUGCAGGUGGAGUUAUUGGCUUCCUGUUUGCCAUCUUCCUAAUUCUGCUGCUGGUGUACCGCAUGAGGAAGAAAGACGAAGGGAGCUAUGACUUGGGAGAACGGAAGCCGCCCAUGUCAGCCUACCAGAAGGCCCCUACCAAGGAAUUCUAUGCCUAAAGACUCAACUUCAGUGUUUGAAAAGACCACCACCAUCAUCACAAGAAGUCAUCUUUUUAGACUGAAAAAAAAACUUUUACAUGAUGCCUUCGCAUAAGGAAUUUAAUAACACAAAUUUUGUUUCAAGCCAAAUAGGGCUUAAUUUAUCUCAAAGGUUACUUUUUUUUAAACUGUGUAUUUUUUGCUGUUGUUGUAAAAGUACAUUCAAAUGUGAGACGGUGAAACAUUUCUUAUAAGUCAUACAAUAUGUUUAGUUGUGGACUACUUUUGAAGUGUAGCGCUACAUAUUUCUGUUUUUAAGAACAAAAAAAUAUUGAAAAUAAUGUGCUGUACUAUCUUUUUCCAUCACAUCCACCAUUGAUAAUGAAUGUCUCAUUAAUGUUUCUUAAAGAUUUUUAAAAUGUUCAAACGGUGUAUGGCAUGACUGUAGCAACAGGAGAUGGAAGACCCUCAUCCUUAACGAGUACAAGAAGACCCUUAUCCUUAAAGGGUACAAAUUUCCUGCCUUUUUUUCAAAUGUUGUUUGUUGCUCUGCCCUUGCUUUGGACCACAGUUUUCCUCAGCAUUAGUAGCCUCCAAAGCAGAUGUGCGUCAUCUGUGUCAUUUUAAAACAAUAUUAUGUAGUGUUUCAUUUUGUGUCAUGUACACAUUGUGUGUUCAUGGGUCGUACCAGAGCCAUGGAAGUAAGAGUUAGGCUAAUCCCAUUGACAUCUCUGUUUCAUUAUUAAACAAAGAUGGCGGCUCAUGGAGCCUUUAGCACACUGAUCGUCAUUGACAUUGUUCCAGGAAGUGGGCGUUGAACACAGAAAGUGCAGUAAAGGUAAAUUUCAUCUUUGCUUGUUAUGUAGUGGUUCUGUGUUAGGUCUCUAGCAAAAAGAAAGCCGCUAUGUGAAUCAUGUCACCAACUGACUUCCUGUACCGCAGUUGUCACAACUCUGAAUUCCAUGGCUCUGGGUUGUACAAGUAUGUCUAGUCAGGCAGUUCCUCCUAAGUGUCCUCUAUUCUCCAGCAGGAAGGCAUGUAGCCUGCUGUACAUCAAGCACAGUGUGCACAAAACAGACCAGGCACAGUAACAACUCUAUGCACCUGGAUGCGCCACCUAAAAAUGCUGAAGGACCAUGUUAACCAUCUAUCCAUCAAAGGGGUAUGGUCUGAACAUGUUAAGUGAUAAACCUGGCUAAGUUAACCUAUGGUACAGGAAGUGGUAAACCUGCUAAAAGCCCACAGAUGUCAUUUGGUUAUGGAAAUGAGGACUCCAGGCUCUUCUAUUAGAUGAUUUACCACUACCUUAAGGCUAACUUAACCUGGUUUUCAACUGAUCCAGGUUCUUUGGUAUACCCGCCAGGAAAAAGUGUGUUGUUAUAUGCAGAAAUGGCAUGUGAAUGGAACCCUGCAGUUGAUCCACAAACAUCUAGUACCAUCGUGUCUGCUCCCAUUGUCUUCACUUACUGUAGGUGUUUUGACUGCCUUCCCUCGUCUCUGUCUAGCAUUGUAGAGCUUCUGUUGUUAAUUUCGCAUUUGUAUGUGUCAUUACUAAGGGGAUAAAAGUGAGCAUUUUUUUGACGGUAAAAUAAAAGGUUUUGAGUAGACAGACCAAAGACAAACAAAGACAACAAACAACAAAAAUUGUGUCUUGAUUAUACAUGGGCAACAUGAAUAUUUAGAAUGGAGGUGGUUUUGAGUUGUACAUGUAUUCUACAGAGGACAAUUGAUAUUUUUAGGAUGGUGAGCGAAUGCGUCAUCAUGCUGGAUAGAGCAGCCGGUUGAUUAUCCAGGUUAAUAACUGUUACUUGAUCAUUCAUGGUUGCUUUGUCAUAUUUAAUUUUUUAAAACUGUAAAACCACAAAUGAGUUACAAUGAAUAUCUCCUAUUUAGUAUUAUGACACUGAGGUACUUGCUUGGCCUGGUUCAUAUCUGUGUUUAGCACAGAGCUCAUGAUGAAUGUUCAGUGUUCUAUUUGCCCAUGUCCACUUUGAGGGUAUUUUUUGCCAUCCAUAAUUUCUUUUUAUACCUGACCAGUUUUACAUCAAAGAUUUUAGUUUGUAUAUUUUAAUACACAAUAAUUUAUAGAUGACAUUAAUUUAUAUACAACUUAAUCUGUGUUAUAAGGAUUAAAAAAUGUAUGUUCUUAAAGUGCCUACAGCUAUGAAAUAAAAGAAAUGGGAGAUGU